Anisakis simplex (herring worm) is the source of this 933-nucleotide messenger RNA. NCBI's taxonomy places the organism in Eukaryota, Metazoa, Nematoda, Chromadorea, Rhabditida, Anisakidae. The record is from the annotation of a GenBank genome assembly.
AUGGAUGAAAGUAAUCGUCAUCAACAACAACAGACACAGCAAGUCCAACAGCAGUUCAUACGAUCGCAAGAUAGUUUUCAAGGAUCCGGAAAUUCAGCGCAUAAUGUCAGUGGCACUGUGCAUGAAUCUGGAAUCAGUGAGCUUGGAUCUGUAUCAUCGUUACCGGAAAUCCAUCGAAAUGAAUCAGUUGAAGUUGUGGAUCUUCUUGAGGAGCUUCUUCGUAAAGUUGAAGUUGGAAAUUCGGAUCAUCGACAACAAACUGAUGCAUCGUCAAAAAUAGCGAACACUCAAGCAGAACCACUACCAUUGGAGCCAUCAAAAACAGAACGAGAACCUGAUAAAAGCAAUACUGCCAGCAGCUUCGUCUCCACAGCUAACGAGCUUCGCGAAGAAAAAAGAAACGAGAAGAUAUUCCGAAAGGGGACUGCGUUUCUUUUGCAAAUGAUGAGAGAAGAGAAUCAACGAGAUGCGCAAAAAUCCGUGCCGAAAGGCCAAGGAACUCCGAAAAGUGAUAGUUCAAAUUCGAACUUCACUGACAAGAAGGAGCAGUCGUCUCGAGCAUAUGAGAAUUCGAGACGCGAUGACAUCUCGUUAACAACAAAGCACCGAGCAAGACCGAAUGAUGCUGAGGACGUUGUUGUUGCGGUGAAACGAUCUAAACUGUCGUUGGAUUUCGAGAAGAUGACUCUUUUACAACGUGAAAGUGCAGUAUUCAACGAUACGAAAUACAAACAAACGUUCGGAUUUUCGUUUCCGGGCAACAUUUGCAAUAAUUAUGUACGAUGUUGUAAGUGGAGUGCGAGUGGUGAGUACUUGUUGACGUCGAGUCAAGAUCGUUUGGUUCGGGUGUUCCAGCUGAACGACACUCAGAAGCAGGUAGGGUGCGAUAUGAUGCGAUUGUUAUACAAUUCAUUGAGUUACUUCUGCUUUUGA